AUGCUCCUCACCCCGCGAACAUACCAGCUCUCCCAAGAAGAUACAGGUCGAUGGAGCCGAACCUCCGAUAACAUCCACCUGUCACCUCGAUUCCAUACAUUGAUAGGGUGGCGCGCUGAUAAAGCUGAAGCUGUACGAGCAUAUAAAAUGCUGUUGGUGCAUCAGUCAGGAUACGUGCGUGUUGGAGAAGUUGUGAGAUACACGUUGACAUAUACGCCUUCCCUAGACCAGAUUCUUCCGACGCCUACGGAGCUUCAUGUAAAAGUGAAGAAUACUUCUGCCAUUCCACUACGAGCCGCGUACCUUCACGGACCAUAUACCCUUUACACGGCAUGCUAUCCGUCUGAAUUCGAUCCUAAUCAACAAUACCAUGAUAGCGAGAUAAAAGGCAUUCCUCAAUACGAGCCAUACUUAAAGGCUGGCGGUAGCUGGACCGCGACGAUUCCCGUGCCUGAAGAGACGCGACUGACCGUCCCCGGGGCUAGACAUGGAAACCACAGCGGUAGCAACCUGGGUUCGGACAGUGAUGACGAACCAAGGAGAAGGAGCAUAACAUGGGUUAUUGAGAUUACAUCGCAGGUGAUAUUCUCUAGCUCAGCGGCAGUCCAUUUUGAGCUGCUGGUUGGUCGUGAUCCGAAAUCACUUGAGUUUGGCAUCAACGGCUCCUUGACGUCUUCCGGUAUGCCUCCACCGGCCCAUAUCAAUGAGCACCAAACCUUGCGGAAGGGGGGGGAUGGCGAAGCUCCAGUCAUUGCUACAAAGGGCGUCUUUUCGAAAUCAGUCAAGUUGGUGUUUGAUGAUAUUAAGAGUCUUUGGAAUAGGCCCGAAUGCUCCACGUUUAGAGAACGGGAGGAGAUCAAUUCGAAGUUGAUAUCGCUAUCGAAUCAGCCACGUAGCCAGCAUGUAAUGCACGCAACGAGUUUAUCAUCUCGACUGGAACGCAAUGGACCCAUUCAAAAAAAGAGACGCAUCCAUCUUGUUAUAUUGACCCAUGGAUUGCAUAGUAACCUUGGAGCUGAUAUGCUGUAUCUAAAGGAGAGCAUUGACGCUGCUGCCGAGGAAGCCAAAAGGGCGAAAAAGGACUCCACCGAAUGUCAAGCGGGCUCAGACCAUGAAACUAGAAGCGAUGAAGAGGAAGACGAGGAAGUCAUUGUCCGAGGAUUUCCGGGUAAUGUUACACGUACAGAACGUGGAAUUCAGUAUCUCGGGAAACGGCUUGCUAAAUACGUGCUUCUUAUGACAUACCCGGAUCAGCCAUACCUACCGACCAAGAAGAAAAAGCGAAAGAACAAUCCAAACUCUAGCCCGGGAACCGAGAUAGAUUAUAACCCUUGGGACAUUCGUCCGUCCGAUUGUCAAGUUACAAGCAUCAGCUUCAUUGGGCAUUCGCUCGGGGGUCUUAUACAGACUUAUGCGAUUGCUUAUAUCCAGAAACACUCGCCUGAAUUCUUUGAGCGGAUCAAGCCAAUCAACUUUGUGGCCCUUGCUACACCUUUUCUUGGACUCAGCAACGAGAAUCCCGUCUACGUACGUUUUGCUCUAGAUCUGGGGCUAGUCGGCAAGACAGGACAGGAUCUUGGUCUAAGUUGGAUGUCUCCUAAAGUUCGAAGUAGAUGGGACGCUAUUAUAAGCAAGUUUGCAGGUAGUUCGAGCCCAUCACAGCAGGAACAAGCACCAGCUUCCAAACCAUUGUUACGGAUAUUACCUGCUGGUCCAGCUCAUCAAGUUCUACAGCGCUUCAGAAACCGCACAGUUUACUCAAAUGUGGUAAAUGACGGUAUCGUGCCAUUACGCACCUCCUGCUUGCUCUUCCUUGACUGGAGAGGCCUGGAUCGAGUUCAAAAAGCACGAAGAGGAAACGGCCUUGUAGGCACCAUGGCAGAAUGGGGUUGGGCCGAACUUACUGGGGCCAAUUCAGUCUCGCCAACUGCCCAACAUCAUCAGCAUCACCGCUCUCAAUCGAAUAUAUCUGCAGUCGAUGGGAUACAAGCUCAGUAUCACUCUGUUGAAGAAGUUUCAAUACCAAACUCGCAUGGUCAAGCUAGUCCCACUCUUCUUCAAUUACCAUCACCAAUGCCAGACCAUAACCUAGAAGAAACCCCGAUUCAAGCAGUACCAGAACCAAUAUCGCCAGUGAGCACGGGCUCGGAUUCCAGAGAGCAUCCAUCGUCACCUAAUCCCUUUAAUCACUUUUUUGGAAUGUUCCAAUCUAAACAGUCUAAAGGCUCUUCUUCUAGCAAAAAGAGCACUAAGAUUAUUCGAAGGAGUCAAACACUCGCACCUUCCGGCGAAUCUACGGAUAAUAUGAACUCUAUAGAGUCAUAUCCUCCAAUUGUCAGGGGUAACUCACUAUAUGACGACGAAGAUCUCAGUGCUCCUCCCCGGACCACCAUUUUUGAAUCUGCUGGUGACGUUCUCAGACCUCCUUUGCCUCCAACCGAGUUCAUUAUAGACCCAACAUCAAGGCCGCGGACUAUCUUCCAUGAUCGUAUAUAUCACCCGGAGGAUAUACCACCUCCUAUCUGGAAAAAGCGAAGCGUGAUACUCAGUGGUUCACGUGGGUCCAACAACGACAAGGACGUCGAUAUCGAACAAGCGGCCACCCAAGGAUAUAAAGGAAGCGGCUUGAGAGUCGAAGAAAAAAUUGCCAGAGCUUAUCACCAAGGACUUUCAUGGCGUAAAGUCCUCGUACGAAUGGAGCCUGAUGCACAUAAUAACAUCAUUGUCCGACGCAUGUUCUCCAACGCCUACGGCUGGCCCGUUGUCAAGCAUAUGGUUGACAACCAUUUCGGUAACACCUAUUCCGCCCGAACAGAUGACGCAUUGGAAUCCAACCGCGAAAGAGCAAAACCUCUUGAUGUCCAAGUGACAGAGUCGGGCGAGGAGACGUUUGGUCAAUCCAAUACAUCUUCUCACCAGCAACAACUGCCGUUUCGCCAUUAUGCUAGUCUGCCUCCGGAGAUUGACAGGCAAGGACAUUCGUCGGAGGCUUCUGAACAUGAUGGUGCAGCAACUAGACUUGCCGAUAUAGGCAGGCAAUCGAGUCGAAAGUCGACAGACUCUGCAAUGUGGACUGAUCGGUACUUUUCAGGGGGGGAUUCUGCGUCUGAGGGGCAGAGUGAUCAUGAAGAGCAGUUGGCCUAG
This is a messenger RNA of Talaromyces marneffei, 3144 nucleotides long. RefSeq lists its product as uncharacterized. Lineage: Eukaryota; Fungi; Ascomycota; Eurotiomycetes; Eurotiales; Trichocomaceae. The transcript has 2 exons. The record is from RefSeq and is a predicted model, not a curated record. Bases 1 to 3144 code for a protein of 1047 amino acids. Gene Ontology annotation, molecular function: monoacylglycerol lipase activity.